AUGGAUUCAGAAGUUACCUUCACUGCGCGGGCACCGCUAGUGUUCAACGGGGAAGGAUACCAAAUCUUGGCUGCACAUAUACAGGCUCAUUUGGAGUCAAAUGAUUUAUGGGAAGUAGUAGAAGAGGACUACGAAGUUCCUCAACUACCUGAAAAUCCAACUAUGGCGCAAAUCCGGAAUCACACCCAGAAGAAAACAAGAAAGUCAAAGGCAAAGGCAACACUCUUUUCCGCUGUCUCACAAGAAAUUUUUGUCAAAAUCAUGACAUUGAAAUCAGCCUAUGAAGUCUGGGAAUUUUUUAAGAAGGAAUACGAAAGAGAUGAAAGGAUCAAAGGAAUGAAAGUUAUGAACCUUUUGAGAGAGUUUGAGCUUCAAAGGAUGAAGGAAUCUGAAACUAUGAAAGAGUACUCUAACCGAUUGCUCGUAAUUGCAAACAAAGUAAGACUUUUUGGUUCUCAACUUUCAGAUUCCCGAAUAGUUCAAAAAAUUAUAGUAACUGUUCCUGAAAGGUUUGAAGCCACUAUAUCUUCACUUGAAAAUACUAAAGAUAUGCCAAGAAUGAGCUUGAUAGAAUUGACGCAAGCAUUGCAAUCACAAGAGCAAAGAAGGUUGAUGAGAUCUGAAGAAUCAGUUGAAGGGGCAUUAGUUGCAAAAAAUCAGAGUACUCAAGCUAAGAAAGGAAACUCAAAUUUUGAUUCUCACAGUACACUAAAGGGUACAAAGCCUAAUUUUCCUCCUUGCAAACAUUGUGGAAGGAAGGGACAUCCACCCUUCAAGUGCUGGAAACGGCCAGACCAGCCGUCUGAAUUUCCCCCUUGCAAUCAUUGUGGAAAGAAAGGGCAUCCACCUUUCAAGUGUUGGAAACGACCAGAUCAAAAGUGA
Andrographis paniculata is the source of this 882-nucleotide messenger RNA. RefSeq lists its product as uncharacterized. The coding region runs from base 1 to 882 and encodes 293 amino acids. Lineage: Eukaryota; Viridiplantae; Streptophyta; Magnoliopsida; Lamiales; Acanthaceae. The transcript has a single exon. Gene Ontology annotation, molecular function: zinc ion binding; nucleic acid binding. The record is from RefSeq and is a predicted model, not a curated record.